GGGCUGGGGCCCGGGGCGGGGAGAGCCGUAGCGCCGGCGGCGACGACGGCAGCGGCGGCAGCGCAGGCUCGGUGCGUGGGUCCGCGGCGGCUCGGGGUCCGCCCGCGGGCUGCGGUGCUAGCGGGCGGCCCGGCUCCCCUCCUCCCCCGCCCGCCGCCGCCGCUGUGAUUGGGUGGAAGAUGGCGCUGGGCGGAUGGAAAUCCUAAUGACAGUCUCCAAAUUCGCCUCCAUCUGUACCAUGGGCGCCAAUGCCUCGGCAUUAGAGAAAGAGAUUGGUCCAGAACAGUUUCCAGUCAAUGAGCACUAUUUUGGAUUAGUCAAUUUUGGGAAUACCUGCUACUGUAAUUCAGUUCUUCAAGCACUUUAUUUUUGUCGUCCAUUUCGGGAAAAAGUUCUAGCAUACAAGAGUCAACCUAGGAAGAAGGAGAACCUUCUUACGUGCUUAGCAGAUCUCUUCCAUAGCAUAGCCACGCAGAAGAAAAAGGUUGGAGUAAUACCUCCUAAGAAGUUCAUAACAAGAUUACGGAAGGAAAAUGAGCUUUUUGACAACUACAUGCAGCAAGAUGCCCAUGAAUUCUUAAAUUACCUACUAAAUACGAUUGCUGAUAUUUUACAAGAAGAGAGAAAGCAGGAAAAACAAAAUGGCCGUUUACCUAAUGGUAAUAUUGACAGUGAGAAUAACAACAGCACACCAGACCCAACUUGGGUUCAUGAGAUUUUUCAGGGAACAUUAACUAAUGAAACCAGAUGUCUUACUUGUGAAACUAUAAGCAGCAAAGAUGAAGAUUUUUUAGAUCUUUCUGUUGACGUGGAACAAAACACAUCAAUUACUCACUGCUUAAGGGGUUUUAGCAACACAGAAACUCUAUGCAGUGAAUACAAAUAUUACUGUGAAGAAUGUCGCAGCAAACAGGAAGCACACAAACGGAUGAAAGUUAAAAAACUGCCCAUGAUUCUAGCUCUACACCUGAAAAGAUUUAAGUAUAUGGAUCAACUUCAUCGAUAUACAAAACUUUCUUACCGGGUAGUUUUUCCUUUAGAACUUCGUCUAUUUAACACUUCAGGCGAUGCAACCAAUCCUGACAGAAUGUACGACCUUGUCGCCGUUGUGGUUCACUGUGGAAGUGGUCCCAAUCGAGGCCAUUAUAUUGCAAUAGUUAAGAGUCACGAUUUUUGGUUGUUGUUUGAUGACGACAUUGUAGAAAAAAUAGAUGCACAAGCUAUUGAAGAAUUCUACGGGUUAACAUCAGAUAUCUCAAAGAACUCUGAGUCUGGUUACAUCCUUUUCUAUCAGUCUCGGGACUGAGGGGGAACCGUGACGAAGAGAGACUUUCUGCCUCAUUUCUUCUCUGGUUAUUUUGGAAAGGAUCAAGCACUGAUUUUUCAAGAAAAGAGAAAUGCGGGAAGCUCAGGGGGCAGUAGCACACUUUGCACACAAUAAAGCAAAGACUAUGGAUUAACAGGCUCUUCCUAUCAUGGUAGUUGAUUUAUUUGCUCAGGUAUCAUGCUGUCUGCGCAGUUCCACACAACAAGGAAGUGAAAUCAGAGAUACCAGCUCCUCUUGUCAAACAGCCUUCCAGUCAUUGACGUGCAUUUUCUCUUUUUUAAUUGCACCAGUAAUGAUGUGAACUCCUUGGGGGUGCAGUAGAAAGAAUAGGAAUCUGUGCUAGGUUGUAUUGGUAAUUUAAGGAGAUAAUAUUGAACACAAUGCAUGAAUUUGCCUGUGUUGAAUAUGUAUAGAAAGAGUGACUAUUUGGUGGUCUUUUCAAGCGUAAACCAGAAGUACUUUUGGGCCCAACACUUGCAGUUGCCUUCCUGAUGUAAAAAAACUAACAGAUGCUCGAAUCCAGUGUCGGGAAGACAAAUAUGUUUUGCUUCUCUGAAGAAGCUUAUAAUAAUAUACAGUAUAUGUAUAUGUAGGGAGCAAUUGGUCAAAAGUGGCUUUUUGUUUCCCCAAGGGGAAAGACUGGCUUUGUAAUUAUAAUUUUUUUCCUUAUUUAUUUUACUGAAAACUGGUAGAGUGUAAGUAUUGUAUGAAGUGCCCAUGAUUCUGUCAGUAAAUUGGAGCAUAUUUUUAUUAGCUUUUGUCAGUUUAACUAGUCCUUUUGUUUGUUUCUAUUUUUAAGGUGAACUGUAAGAUACCUUAGGAAGAGCCGCAGCGAGGGGAGGUCAGUGGUCUUUUUCGGGAGGAACUGCUAUCUCUGGCUCGGUGUCUGUCCUUUUGUUAGAGUUUCUAAAUCGGUCCUUUUAUCCAGCUUUAAUUUCAGUAAAAUAAAGAAACUGUCAGAAAUUCCCUGUAGUUGUUGGAAUGAUAAGAGAAACUCUGGUGCAGUGGUGGCAUACCAUUUAGAAUUCUUAAAUACUCUAAUGUUUCAGGUUGAGGCCAUGUUUAGAAAAUUCAUAUCAUAGCAGUUACGUUAUUUUCAAAUGUCGUUCUUUACCCUGUAAAGAAGUCAUCCAUCAUCACCCCAGCAGCAGCUAACUGAAAACCCUUUUAAGAUUAAAUUUUAAUGAACUAAACCGGAAAUAUACCAAAAAAAGGUGUUUUUUUCCUUCCACCUUUACGAACGUUCAGAAGUUAAACUUUGUGUUUGUUAAAGACUUCAUUCUGUUGGGAAUUUUGAGAAGUAAUAUAUGUAAUGUAUUAAUGUCUGUAAACCAUUGCAUUUGACACUUUUCCAUGCAUCAGUAAGUUGUCUGACAGUGGCCGAAUGUAACUCGCAGAAAAUAAUUGAAUACACAUUCAAAAUAAGAGCAAUCAGGCCUUGGGUGUUCUUUAUCAAAGUCUUUUCAGGCAGUAAUCUUUUUUUUAAUUGCUGUAAUUUUCUAAACUUAUUUUACUAAUACUGUUGAUUAUGAAAAACAACAAAAAAGAAUGUUUUUGUCUGCUGCUAUUAUUAACAUUUAUUAUCUGUAUCUUUUAGCUCAGGAAAUGACUUCACCUAUUCGUUCCAUGAACAGAUCUGUGACAGGGUCGCUCAGCUAAUUGGGCUAUUUGAACAGAUGUGCUGGGAGAAAAUUAUGAUGUAUUUGACAAAUUGCUCUUUAACACAUAGUUUCUAAAGCCUUACCCUGGCUGGAAUGGUUUGUACCAAUUGCGCAGCCUGCCUGAUCUACCAACAUUGCACAGAGAGUCACAGCCAAGAUGGUGGGAAGGUCAUAGCAUGGGAGUAGGUACAUUCUUCAUUUUGAGGGCAUAAGCCAAAUUGUCUCAGAAUUUAAAGCUGUAUUCCUGCAGCUUUCAGUACAGAGAGGAGGACAGUGGGGCAGAGUCAGCUUUUCCUUGGGGGCCACAGCAUGUAUGAGAAAGGUAGAUGAAGUCAUUUGCAUAAAGGUACAGCGUUAGAAUAUUAUGUUGUGUUUGUUUUUACAUGUUGCAUUUAAAACAUACAGUAAAAGCCAAGGUUACACUUCAUAUUAAAGCAUUUUUAUUGAGUUCCAUGGUAGUCACACACUGUCCACAUCUACACCGUAUUUAAUAGUUUGAUUUGUCAGGCGAGGGACUAUGGGGUGAUGGUUCUCAAUUUACUUUUUACUCUUAGUGCAGCUGCAUCUACGUACAAUGUUUCGAAGCUUAUCAGAAAGUCAGUAUACUUUAAAACAUAUAGGGUUAGGGUUGGGUUAAAAACAUGCAGAUAUAGUAAGUGAGAAAAGUGACCCAUGAUGGAGAGCAUUGUGAGCUUGUCUGUUGGUUGACUGUGAUGGAGAUGCGGGGCGGGUUUAAGUUGUAAAUGGUGGCUGACUGCUAUCUAACUAUGUACAUGUCUGUUGGGAUGGCUGUCCCAUAGUGUGUAUAUUGGAAUAAAAAUUUCUAUAAAUUAUCGUAACUGAAAGUAAAUAUUCUAAAUUAAGUCUCACUUCUAAGUCAUAUGGCUUCUGCCUUAGAAACUUUACCUUGAGAAGAUUGCUUAAGACAGGAGCCAUGAGACUUUAGAAAAGGGAAAAGAGAAAAUGUAUAAUAUAUGGGUCUUGUUGCCUCUAACCAUCAGUAAAGGGUUUUUUUCUUUCCUUGAUGGCAGUAGAAAGACCUCACUUUCAUAACAUACUACUCUUGAUACUUUCUUUAAAGACACUUUUCAUUAAAGAUUCUCUCAUGAGGUAUUUAACUGGGAGCUGGGAGGCUAAGGCGCUCAGGUCCUGGCUCUUCAGUGAAUUUAACUGUGUGACCUUGGGCAAGUCACUUAACCUCUCUGUGCUUCAGUCUCCCUAUCUUGUAAAAUGGGAGUAAUACCUACCUCACAGGGUUGUUGUGGGGAUUAAUGAGAUAUAAUGUCUGUAAAGCAUUUAAGGUUCUUGAAGAAGGCGCUAUAUAAAUACAAAAUAAUAUCUAUUAAAGUUGGUUUAUUUGUG
Equus quagga is the source of this 4350-nucleotide messenger RNA. It is a transcript of the gene USP12, whose product is annotated as ubiquitin specific peptidase 12. Gene Ontology annotation, molecular function: cysteine-type endopeptidase activity; cysteine-type deubiquitinase activity. The transcript has 9 exons. Gene Ontology annotation, biological process: protein deubiquitination. The coding region runs from base 194 to 1306 and encodes 370 amino acids. Gene Ontology annotation, cellular component: cytosol; nucleus. NCBI's taxonomy places the organism in Eukaryota, Metazoa, Chordata, Mammalia, Perissodactyla, Equidae. The record is from RefSeq and is a predicted model, not a curated record.